AAGAAUCCAUAGUAGGUAGGAGUUGACUAAUUUCUGCGAUUGAUGUUCACGAAAAUCUGCCUUCCGGUGAAGUCAGGACUCAGGUGUGUGGAGCGCAGAAAUAGCUAAAAGUCUCAGCCUACGAGGUUGCGGCACGCCUAACCCGACAGGUAGCUAGGCACCGCGAUAUACGUAACACCAUUCCAGACCGCCAGACUGCCAACCCUCCGAGAAGGACGGAAUCCGACAACUUAGCAAUUUACUCUACGGCCCAUCUAUGUACGGAGCAGUGGAAGGGACUUGGGAGUAGUGCACAUUCAAUUCGACGGACACGACCGACAGACCGAACGAGAACGAGGCGGGAAGAAAGAAAAGAGAGACAGUGAGAGUGUGGGGAGAGAUCCAUCGCUUCCUCAUCUAAGGAACAAACCACCCCACCCCGCACAACAACGACAACAUCAGCACCAUGUCGAAAACGAUACACCGCCAAAUCGGCCGCUUCCAAUCGCGGUCGGCCGACGAUGCCAGCGUCUCCAUGAUCAUGAAGGAGGUUGACGACAUGGAUCUUUUCCUCGGCAAGCUCCUCGAACACACGAAAACAUGGCGCGACUCCUGGAGCGAUAUACUGGUGAAUCAGACGCGGCUCGCCGACUCCUUCCACGACGUGUACCAGACGAUCCCGCGCACCGGGGACUCCACCAUUCCGCCGGAACCGACGCCGCCGGAGAUCAUGCGGAGGGUUGCGCUGCUGCAUACGUCGUAUAAUGAGCUGAAGGACGACAUGCUCGACGAGGUGGCCAAGGUCGAGACUAUGCUCGUGCAGCCGUUGGGAGAGUGUAGAGCAAUGUUGAAACCCAUCAAGAAGGCCGUCGAGAAGAGGGAGCACAAGAAGUUGGAUUACGAGCGGUUUGCCAAGGCAACUGAGACGUUGAAGCUGAAGAAAGCGAAGACUGAUAAGGACUACGGGGCGCUGCAGAAGAGCGAAGCCGAGCUCGAGAGGGCAAAAAAUGCCUACUCGAUCGCGGACGACUCCAUCCGAGAGAGCGUUCCUCCGUUGCUCGCGGGAAUCACCGCAUUCCUCCCGUUGGUGGUCGAAAUCGCGGUGCAAGUCCAGUUCACGCUUCUACAACACUCCUACUCGCAACUGUACCACUACGCUACCGAGAAUGGCUUCACCGACCCCGACAGCGCUGUUGUCGUCUCCGAAUGGGAGGAACUGUUCCUGCCGGUCAAGCAGCAGGUCGAAUCGGAGCUGCGGUUGAUCCUGAAAGGCAAGGCCGUCACCUUGCCCAUGAACUAUACUCCCGACAAGGGUGUACUGUCCAAGUUACCACGGGUGCCGCUGGGGAAGGGGAAAGCGCCUCCGCCGCCGCCGCCAACGGCAGCAAUCGCAGCGGACGGUGGGCGACCGCCGCCAUCGAGGGGGAACGAAAACAGCCGGCCGGGAAUCACAAAGCCCAAGUCGAGCACCAGCUUGUCCAGCAGAUACUCGCGCGACGAGCGUGACCACUCGCCUCCACCGCCGAUGCCCGGUGCCAGGCCAUCGAUUGGCGGCGGACCCAAGAUCGGAAGGUCCGCGUCGCUAAGAGACGAGUCCCCGCCGCCCCCAUUGCCCGGACCUCGGCCGGGCAGCAACGGCGUCGACAGGCCCCGUAUCGGAUCGUAUGGCGGCUCGUACGGAGGCGGCUCGGUCACUCCUACACCACUGGCCGGAUUGAGGCCGACGGCAUUGACCGUUCCGAGCUCGAGAGGAAGCGUUCGCUCGCUUUCUCCCACCAGUCCUUCUCCGGAGUCAGCUAGGACGGGCCGCACUCUCUCGCCGCGCAUCCCGUCGUCCGGAGGUAGAUCACCUUCGCCGAGCCAACUGGUCAGUAUCGUGGCGGGAAAGAAGAAGCCGCCGCCACCACCGCCAAAGAAGAAGUUUGCCGGGCCGAAGGAGGUGUGGGUUAAGGCCAUAUUCACGUUCGAAGGACAGGACCGUGGGGAUCUCAGCUUCAGUGAGGGGGAGAGGAUCAAGGUUUUGAAGAAGACGGAUAAUAUUGAUGACUGGUGGGAGGGAGAAUGUAAUGGGAGAAAGGGACAGUUUCCGGCCAACUAUUGCGAGCCGACUGUGUAAUGCGCAUAUCGUCAUCACGAUCACGGAGGGUUCUUUUCUUUGCGAGAUUGGCUAGUAGGGACCGUUGGGUUGGCUGAUUGGUUGGAGUACUUGGACGUGGGCUGCUUUGGUUUUUUUUUCAAUAUCCAUUUGGGGGGCUGGUGAGAGUGAAGAAAAGGUGGAACCUGAUACAGGAGUUUUUUUUGAUGUUCAGUAGCUUGCACAUCUGUCUGUUGGAUAACGUACGAGUUCAAAUAUCACGGGGUCUUGCGUUGUUCCGUGCGCGUGGCAAGGGCCAUUCUCCGUUCAGCCACGCUGCUGCGGUGUCGACAGCGGCUUGGCGGACUAAAGCAACCGCAGCAGAGCUUACAUAGAGUAGAGUUGGCAAUUCCACAUC
Tricharina praecox is the source of this 2471-nucleotide messenger RNA. RefSeq lists its product as uncharacterized. Bases 446 to 2095 code for a protein of 549 amino acids. The record is from RefSeq and is a predicted model, not a curated record. Gene Ontology annotation, cellular component: Rvs161p-Rvs167p complex; actin cortical patch; mating projection tip. Gene Ontology annotation, molecular function: protein binding; lipid binding. NCBI's taxonomy places the organism in Eukaryota, Fungi, Ascomycota, Pezizomycetes, Pezizales, Pyronemataceae. The transcript has 6 exons. Gene Ontology annotation, biological process: endocytosis; plasma membrane tubulation; actin cortical patch localization.